CCCGUGCGUUUACCUGGGAACCGCUCACUUCCAACUACUAGUUUAGGGUUCUGGCCACCGCCCCACCCCCUACACUACCGGCAGCCCACGCACACACACCUACUACUCUAACGUCUGUUGGUGGCAAGCCCGUUGUACAUGCCACAUCGCCGUGAGCGUUAUAGCACGACGGAGAUAGCCUGGGCUCAUGCAUCACAGGGUGCCCAAGAUGGAACCUACCUUUUUGGCGAAACCGCACAAUAGCAGCAGCAGCAGCAGGUCGGCGGCCUUGAAAGGGACCUCAAGGCCCGCGGGUAUCACCAACACCUUCCAAGACCUGCAGGCGUCUCUGGUCAGGGCCGGGAUGCGGAGGGCGGGGAUGCCAGCAGCAGCUUCAGCCUGCGUCAAGGCGGAGCCCACCUCAUCUGUCGGGCGCUCUGGAUCAGAGUACCCGUACGUUCCUCCCGCUGCUGUAAGCACGCAGGGGCGAAGCAGCCACGCGCCUUCGGAAGCGCCGCGAAAGUCGGGGCGUGCCGGUGCUUCCACCAGAGCAGCUGCGGCAGUUCCCGCGAAGUGGGUUUGGGGCCAAGGGCAGGAGAAGGAGGAGAAGGAGGAGGUGGAGGAGCCGCAGGACCACCGGCAGACCUUUGCGCCAGUUGCGCAUGAUCUUGGGGGUGACGCCGCAAGCAAUUCAGCACAGCCGGGGAAUAUCGGCGUUUUUCGCAACAAGAUGUUUGCCGAUGCUUCGUCGUCAAGCUUUGAGAGCUCAUGCAGCACCGAGGCGAUGACAGAGUCUACGACCAGCUCUCCCAAGGAUGCUAACUGGGACGCGCCCUUCCUGAGCCGUCUCUCCGACAUGUCCAUGAUGUUUCCGGAGCCCCCGACAAGAACCCCCGGCAAAACGAUGCCAUCAUCCUCCUCGAGGACUUUGACCAUCUCUGGAUUGGGCAAGAACAUCACCUCCAGCCUGCCGUCGGUCCAGCUCCUCAUGCCCCUCCGCUGGCGAAAACGCCUUCGAGCCACAGGGUCCAACAAGCGGUGCCGGAAGUCUACCUCCCGCUGGAUCGCUCGCUCCAAGGCCACCAGCAGCAUGUCGGAGAAAUCGCUCCUCGCCCGAGCGUUGUCGAUGAACGACAACGGCGCUCACCGCGGGAAAGAAGCGGCAGCGGCGGCGGCCGGGGCGAAGCCGAAGCCUUCUUCUUCUCGUGCCGUAGAAUCCACGGCGGUGAUGACGCCUCCUCGGAGACGGGGGGUUUCCAAAGUCGUGGGAGAAACACCUCUGCAGCUGUCCAAGCUCUCCGAAGUGAACGAGCAGCAGGAGGAAGAAGAACGGCAGGAAGAAGUAGAAGAAGAAGCCCACCCUGCUUGCGACCCUCCAUCCGAGCUGCCCACGCCGGUUCCGCACCCGGCAGAGAAGUCGCCGCCGCCCGCGCCCCUUCACACCGCCCCCCGCCCCCCCGCCCCACAGAAGCAGCGGUACAACAUGGCCGCGUUGCUGGCGGCACGCCACUCGUCCCGCCUGCGUCGUCGUGACUGCUUUGCGUCAAGCCCCAGCGCCGCCGGCACGGAACACACGUGCUUCGCCUCGUCGUCCUCGCUGUCGCCACCGUACAUGACGGUUAAGAACCGCUUGGCAUCGUCGUCAUCGUCGAUCUUCGAGGAGGACGGCGACGACAACAAGAAAACCUUGUUCUUGAACCCGUACUCCCGGUCCCCGCUCCCCCCGGCGGCUGUUGCCCGCACCGGCGCGGCUCCCGCCGCGAAGGCCACCGCUGCGAAGAAGAACAAGCCGGGCGCGACCACGCACAACCCCAUGUCGUCCUCCGACUCCUGGGUCUGGGGAGGGAGGAGCUCCAACAACCCCACCAACAAGCCGCAGCAGCAGCAGCAGCAGCAGCAGCAGCGGCACAGCUUAUUCGCCAUGGGGGCGGCGGUGGAUGGGGCAAGGAGGAGGGCGGCGGUGGCGGCGCUUCAGGUAGAGGCGAACCGUCAGUACGGGGACCGGCGAAGGAGGAUGAAGGACGGAGAGUCGGGCAUCUGGCUCCCCUCUCCCGGGAUCUGGUCCUCCGCUCGGAGGCCCACCCCUCUUAACGCGGACCUGUUCUCCGCCUGGUGAUCAUUUUGCGGCGGUCGUGGCAGAGGUUUGUGUAGCAGUGGGCGUACCCGCUGGCACCGACAAUCAAGGCGCCUGUGGCAUGCGAGGAAGGGAGAUGAGGUAAUUGCAGAGGUCGUGGGACACUCAGGGGUCAUCCCCGGGAUUUCGAUGUUCAUCCAAAGGCUGGGAGGAUAACAACCCACCGUUAAGUACGCCGAUCGGCCGGGAUUAAAUUGCCGUGGUAGAGAGUGCCGUCCUCGAGAUGUGGUGCCUACGUCUGCAGGCACGGUGUUCGCGGAAAGAAACGGCCGGUGAUUGCGUGAAUGAAGAAGGGGAUGCUUUGACUUCGGUGUUGCCUGAAGUUUCGUUCGGGCCGGGCGGGUGCCCUGCUGGCGUUUGUUUUUUAUUGGGAGAGGGGAUUCGUAAACGUACCUCGCUGCCGGAGGAUUGUGUUACUUGUUGUCAGGUUCUUGUCUAUCCUGUAUUUUUUUUCCUGGCCUGAUGCAGCUGCAUCUGCCUGUUCCACGCACAAUGGUACCAUGGUAGCUAGGUUUGUUUUGGUAUGAAACGGCUGUCAUGACGCGCAGCAGUCCUAGGCUGCACCUUUCCAUCGAUUUUUUGGUCGUCUGUUUGGCUGAAGGUCGUCAUUACAUGAGAGAGUGGGUUUGUCUUUCCGUGGUUGGUGGUUGUGUGGUCAGCUGUUGCUAGGGGCUCUAGUUACGACGGGUUCAAUCCUUGGCCGGUGUCCAUUUAUGUGGGUGUCUUCGGGUUGAAACUGGUGUCGCUGGUCCUGUUGGGGGGGACUAGAAGCAGCGUCACGUGUGUGUAUGAAAGUGUGCAAAGCACCCUGUCACUGAUCUCAGCAAUAAUUCGAGUUUCCCGGCUGGUGAUGCUCGGAAAGGUGGCGAUGGGUAGUAGCUAGUUUCCUUUGUAGGGUGUGGCACUGUACCAAGGUUUUCGUCGUAAGGUGCGAGGGUAAGUCGUUUUCUGUCGACGGCUUUGUUUCGAAAGUCUGCCGGGAGGGAGCCAAUCGAGUGUCGGCUUACGUAUCAAGCAUAGGAGAUUACACUGCGUUGUUGGGAUUUGACGUAUUACCCCGUGGACGCUGAAGCAAGGCAAUGGCGUUCCUACUAUCCUCGGUGGUGCUAUUGUCACGUUUGGCUUGCACGGCUUGCGGGUUAAGAGUCGCACUAUUCCUAGUACCACCAAGACAAUAAAUGUGUUUGAAACGUCGACUCCCGGCAAAACCUCCCUCGCCUGACGCGGGGGCGGGUUCGUGAGGUCGGAGAAGGUUGUUGGACGGGAGGUAGUUUUGCUUUUGGGCGAUAGUGGGUAGGUUAGGGUGCAUUUCUGUCGAUAUCGUUCAUGUAUCGGGUGUGUUUGUUGGGACACGGAUAGCAGCCAUGUCUCAGCCUUUAUUUUACAAGUUGGCGGUUUGGGGUUGCCGCCGGUUCUCGCCGUACAUGUGGGGGGAGGUUCGUUUCUUGAUGCUUAGUUGGUGGUGUGCUGUUCAUGGGCCUCGUGUAUUUUGCAUGUACCUUGUAUAAAAAUGUGUAAACGCGGUAGUCACCUGCGGGUGAAAAAUUGGGGCACGACACUACACGACGCAUGGAGCGGGUAACUUCUGUUGCGUGUGGCAAGAACGACGUAGUUCGACAUGGUGAGGGUGUGGGUAGACUAGUUGCGCUACUGAUGCGUCUUUAUUUUUGGUUGUUAUUUUUCUGGAAUCAAACUCGAUGAUGUCCAUUGGGAAGAUUGAAGGUUGUCCCAUUUGGCGACGGCUCUCGCUCCCUAACGCUAGCUUGCACACGCGAUGUCGCUUGGUUGGCUCGCACAGAGAUGUUGUGUUUAGGCAAGCUGGAGAAUUCGUGCGGCUUGGCGCGAUGGUGUGAAUGCAGCUGCUGAGUGGAGGCCCCUCUUUGUCAAAGAUUGUCCCUUCUAUGUUUUCGGUAGAUUUUGUCUCGCUGUUUUCUGCAGCUCUGGGUAUUCCCAACCCCAGUUGACGUGUUGUGACAUCGACACUGCUGGUGUUGGGUAUGAAUGAUUUGCUUGCACGUGUCUUUGCCAACGUGGCGUGUGUGCGGAGUAUGUCGUUGGAUAGUACGUCGUGCUUCCUGUUGCGGGAAGGGUUGGUGUUGGAGACUGCUUCUUAUCAUUUGAUAGCUUUAGAGCGAUGUUGUGCUGGGUGGUGGCUAGCCCGCGAUCCGUUCUAGGCUAGCUCGCGAACCAAUUCUCGUCUGGCUUUAUUUUGUUGCUAUAUUGUUGCCGUUGCGUUUACGUUGCUCUGCUUUCCUUACAUGUUGACCUCCGGCUGCUUGUCGGUUUAUCUGCUCUCUUGUCUCUUUCUCAAAUCUGGUGGGCUCCUCUUACGUACCGUGUGUGAAAGGUUUCGUAUAGUUUGGCAGGUAGUAGUCCAUAGGGUUAGAGCUGUGGUCCCAAGGGUUUGAUUACGAGAUGAUUCACCCGGUAUUUUAUCUUUCAUCUUUUAAGGCGUUAUUCCCUCGUUCGUCCGUUUACAUGCCAGGAGCUGUACGCUUGGCAUAAAAAGGAUUUUGCAGCGAGGGUCGGUACAACGUGACAUUGAUUCUCGGUCGCUUGGUCGCUCGGUGGGAUUCGUUCGUCCCUUCCCAAAUGUCGUGUUGUCCUUGCGUGCCGAAUGUGUUCCUCGUCUCUUUUGAAUUGGCUUGGCCUUAGACAUCUUUGGUCCUUCCUUGUGUCGAGGUGUCUGUCGACUGUCAUCGUUUUUUCUUGAAGUCUUCUUCCGUGCUACUUCGUAGCGUAGUUUGAAGAGGGUUGACUCGUGAACCUUUUCUCGCAUGUGUUGCAUUGGUUGCCGUACUGAGAAUCAGGGCGCACCAAUCAAUAGUUCCCUAAAUGACGAAGAGGAAGAAAUAUUAUUUUCUUUGCUAUAAUUGUAUGUAGCGAAAACAUGAAAAAUAAACACGUU
This is a messenger RNA of Ectocarpus sp. CCAP 1310/34, 5021 nucleotides long. Lineage: Eukaryota; Phaeophyceae; Ectocarpales; Ectocarpaceae. The record is from the annotation of a GenBank genome assembly.